Molecule: messenger RNA, 3038 nt
Organism: Salvelinus fontinalis (brook trout)
Lineage: Eukaryota; Metazoa; Chordata; Actinopteri; Salmoniformes; Salmonidae
Gene: scly
Product: selenocysteine lyase
Exons: 13
Coding region: 136-1644 (502 amino acids)
Source: RefSeq, a predicted model, not a curated record
CAAGGAAGGAACGGGUUAAUUACUGAGCCGUCAACCUGGCAUUUCCUGGUUGGGAAGAAGCUUCGACGUUGGGAGUCGUUGACAGUAGAGAUAUCUACUUCAGUCUCAUCCUCCUUUGCCUAUCUAGCCAAGGUAAUGUCUGAACCAGCGAAGGCCAGCUCCGGCACAAGGAACCCGAGGGACCACAGUCACCACUCAGUAGACAGUCGUCCACUCUCUCACCAUUCAGCUGCAUCUGAUGGCCAUACAGUCACUUCAUUGGAUGACCACCACGCACGCUCACAUCAUUCAGACACAGGUGGUGCCAAUGGGCAUACACACUCCGAUCUUCCAUUUGAUGGUCAUAUACACACGUAUAUUCCAGACAUGGAUGAGGACAAGAUCUACAUGGACUAUAACGCCACCACCCCACUGGAGCCACAGGUGAUCCAGGCUGUUACUGAAGCCCUGCACGACGCCUGGGGAAACCCCAGUAGUACCUACACACCAGGUGUGAAAGCGAAGAAGAUCGUUACCCAGGCGAGAGAGAAUGUGGCUAGAAUGGUGGGGGGAAAAGCAGAGGACAUCAUCUUCACCUCUGGUGGGACUGAGGCCAAUAACCUGGUGUUCCACAGUGCCCUGGAGGCCUACAGAGAGAGCUGCAGGACAGCAGAGCAGAGAGGGGAGAGACAUCGCCAUGAGAACAGCGGUACCUCAGCCUGGCCUCUACCUCAUAUCCUCGUCUCUAACGUAGAGCAUGACUCUGUCCGACUGACCGCUGAACACCUGCUGAAGGACGCCACGGCCGACGUGACGUCAGUGGCGGUUUCCAAGGUGACGGGGAGGGUGGAGGUGGAGGAUGUGUUGGCUGCUGUCCGCUCCUCCACCUGUCUCAUCUCUAUCAUGAUGGCGAACAACGAGACAGGAGUCCUAAUGCCAAUCAGAGAGCUCUGUCAGAGGAUCAGAUUUGUCAACAGACAGCGUCAACAUAGAAUCCUGCUGCACACUGACGCGGCCCAGGCCAUAGGCAAGGUGCGGGUCGACGCCCGUGACCUGGGAGUGGAUUACCUCACCAUUGUAGGACACAAGUUCUAUGCACCGAGGAUUGGUGCGUUGUAUGUGAACGGCCCAGGAACAAUCACACCACUCUACCCCAUGUUGUUUGGAGGGGGACAGGAGAGGAACUUCAGACCAGGCACUGAGAACACACCAAUGAUCGCUGGCCUUGGAAAGGCAGCAGAGCUGGUGAACUCUAACCUGACUGAGUAUGAGACUCAUAUGCUGGAUACAAGGGACUACCUGGAGAAACAACUAGAGGCGGUCUUCGGGAGAGAGAGGAUCCAUUUCAACAGUCAUUUCCCUGACUCCGAGACCCUCCCCAACACCUGUAACGUGUCCAUUCUGGGUCCUGGACUACAGGGGAGGAAGGUAUUGUCCAGCUGUAGAAGACUGCUGGCCAGUGUUGGGGCUGCAUGCCAUUCACACAGAGGAGACAGGCCCUCCCAUAUCCUGCUGAGCUGUGGCAUCCCUGAGGAGGUGGCAGCUAAUGCCCUGAGGCUGAGUGUGGGGAGAGGCACCAGCAGGGCUGAGGUAGGCCUGGUGGUGGAGGAUCUGAAGAAUGCUGUCGAGAGGCUUGGAGGGACUCAACUGAUCAACGUCGAUUGAUUGUUUGACUUAUUGGUUGACUGAUUGAUCUACAGAAUAUACACCUGAUAGUACUGUGACAUACUGUGUUGUUGCAAACAGUUAAUCUUUUAAACCAAUAUCUUAUCACUUCUGUAAUGAGAGUGUACGUUUGUUAUUUGUUUGUAGCAUACACCAUGUGUGUAGACCUAAUGUAUAUCUUGUUGUGCUUUUUAUUAGUUUAAUUCAGGAGAAAAUGUUUCCAGUGUUUAAACGACGGGAAAAACGUAUUUAAACUGACUGGAAUGAUGUGAAAUAGACGGAUGGCUUUAUUGUGCUUGCUGUCCGUCGUCCGCUUCGCUGGUUAAUACUUAAUCAGGGGAGUUAACAGAAACUUCAUGUGAAUACAGCAUAUCAGCUGUUUAAAGUUGGAGAUGGUUUGUAAAAAAUGCUUCCCGCUAAUAAAGCAUUGGUGUAUCAACUUCUACAUCACGUUCAUUGUUUUAUUAUGGAGGGAUGCUAUUUGAAUGUGUGUAUUAUCUAAUCGGCUGUCUAAAUCCCAUGAUGGCUGUUAUCAAAUGGCCACCUUGUCACGCCCUGGCCUUAGUAUUAUUUGUUUUAUUUAUUAUUUUAGUUAGGUCAGGGUGUGACAUGGGGUAUGUGUGUAUUUUGGGGUAUUAUAUGGUAGAGGGGGGUGUUGGUUGUAGUUUAUGGUUUUGUGUUGAGUGUAUGUGUCUAGCUGUGUCUAUGUUGGGUGUAGUUGUCUAGGAAAGUCUAUGGUGGCCGGAAUGGGUUCUCAAUUAGAGACAGCUGAUUUCGGUUGUCUCUAAUUGGGAGCCAUAUUUAAGGCUGCCAUAGGCUUUAGCUGUUUGUGGGUCAUUGUUUAUGUGUAUGUAUAUGUCGACGUAAGUAGUUUGUGUGUGCACUUGCGUUUGAAGUUUCACGAUCGUGUGUUGUUUAAGUGUUUUGUGAUCAUCUUCGUCGUUAUAAUAAAGAAGAUGUAUUCAAAUCAUGUUGCGCCUUGGUCCUCUCGUUCAUGUCAACACGAUCGUGACACACCUGGACUAUUUACACUGCUGUUUAUGCAUAGUCACUUUACCCCUGCCUACAUGUACAAAUUAACUCGACUAACCUGUAACCUGUACUCGACUAACCCCCUGUAUAUAGCCUUGUUAUUUUUGUGUUACUUUACAUUUUUAUUUUUACUUUAGUUUAUUUAGUAAAUAUUUUCUUAACUCUAUUGUUGAUUUUAAAGGGCUUCUAAUUAAGUAUUUCAAUGUAAGGUUGUAUUUGGAGCGUGUGAAAAAUACAAUUUGAUCUGAUGGAUAUAUACACAGUUGUCUGUUCACUCCCCACCGCUCCGAGAUAAAUGUUUUUAAAUAACGCUAGUCGUCUGAUGUAUCAUCAAAUGUAUUUAUAAAGCCCUUCUUACAUCA